Molecule: messenger RNA, 4702 nt
Organism: Sesamum indicum (sesame)
Lineage: Eukaryota; Viridiplantae; Streptophyta; Magnoliopsida; Lamiales; Pedaliaceae
Source: RefSeq, a predicted model, not a curated record
UAAUUGUCCCGCGUGGGCACGGUGCCGUUUUAGCCGUCUCGUUCGCCGUCAUUCACAGUAGCAGCGCAGGCUGGCGGUGACCGCUAUAAAGACUCUAAAACCGCCAAACCUCAGUACCUCACCAACGGAAACAACAGAGUGAAUCACUCAAUCAGGAUUCUUGCAUCCAGUCUGGCCGGAUCGCGGCAGUGUUGAUCCAAGAAAUUCAAGAAAGUUAAGGAGAAAGUUUGUGGCUGCCCUGAUCUGAGUUCGGGAUCAAUGUCGUGGGGACUGGGAUGGAAGCGCCCUACUGAAGUCUUCCACCUGACAUUGAGUUACGGCUCUGACGCCGACACCAUCGAUGUCGUCCCAUCCCGGUCCUCAUCAACUGGCUCCUCGUUAUCGGUCUCAUCCUCCGCAUCUCAGGACGCCGGCGCCGCCAACAACAAGACCAACAAUCAGGAACAAGUAGGGUUUAGGAUUGACCUCGAUUGGAACGCCGGCGAUGACGAGGAUCAAGUCGCGUUAAAAUUGCAGUCGCAGGUAAUGGUCGCAUUGCCCACGCCGCAAGACACCGUGGAAAUUGAAUUGACGGAGAGGACAGGAAAGGAGGAGGAGGACUCUGGAAAUUCAGAGGAUGGAGGGGAACGUAAGUUGGAGAAUAAAGGAGAGGGGGUGGAUGUGGCUUUGGUGAUGAAUGUCGUGAAGAGGAGGGAGCCAUUAAAGGGGGUUGUAAUGUGGAGAGCCGGGGGUUCAGGGCAGCAGAGUGAUGGGGGGUUGGGGGUUUUGGUGAAGCUGAUGAGGUUGAAUUUCGCCAAUGGGAUUGCAGAUGGGGCGGUUGUGGGGUCUGGCUGCGCAGAGCAUUGGCGGAAUAUUGCCGUUGUCAGCCUGUGUGGUCUUGGAUUAACCGCAUUGCCGGUGGAGCUAACCCGUCUUCCUCUUCUAGAGAAACUAUACCUUGAUAAUAACAAGCUAUCAGUUUUGCCACCUGAGGUUGGUGAGCUGAAAAACUUGAAAGUGCUUGCAGUAGAUUAUAACAUGCUCAUUUCUGUGCCUGUUGAAUUAAGACAGUGUACUGGUCUUCUUGAAUUGUCCCUGGAGCACAACAAGCUGGUCCGUCCUAUCCUUGAUUUCAGGGCUUUGGCAGAGCUACGUGUAUUAAGGCUUUUCGGCAAUCCCCUUGAGUUUCUUCCUGACAUCUUGCCUUUACUUAAACUUCGCCAUUUGUCCCUUGCAAAUAUUCGGAUUGUGGCUGAUGAAAAUUUAAUAUCAGUUAAUGUACAGAUUGAGAUGGAGAAUAGUUCUUAUUUUGUUGCAUCUCGACAUAAACUGAGUGCCUUCUUCUCUCUCAUAUUCCGGUUUUCUUCUUGCCAUCACCCUUUGCUGGCAUCUGCCCUUGCAAAGAUAAUGCAAGAUGAGGGAAACCGUGUAGUUGUGGGAAAAGAUGAGAAUGCAGUGCGACAGCUGAUAAGUAUGAUAAGCAGUGAAAACCAGCAUGUGGUUGAACAAGCUUGCUCUGCGCUCUCAGCUCUUGCUUCGGAUGUUUCAGUGGCAAUGCAACUUAUAAAAUCUGAUAUUAUGCAACCUAUUGAGAGAGUGUUGAAAUCCACAGGGUCAAAAGAAGUAAUUUCUUUUCUGCAAGUUGUGGUCAAUAUGGCCUUCACAUCUGAUAUUGUAGCUCAAAAGAUGUUGACCAAAGAUGUACUGAAAUCAUUAAAGUUAUUGUGUGCGCAUAAGAAUCCAGAGGUACAAAGAUUAGCUUUAUUUGCUGUUGGAAAUUUUGCUUUCUGUUUGGAAAACCGUCGUGCUCUGGUUACUUCAGAAAGUCUGCGGGAACUUCUUCUGCGGUUGACAGCUGCAUCAGAGUUGCGUGUGUGUAAAGCUGCAACCCGUGCUCUGGCAAUAUUAGGGGAGAAUGAGACCCUGCGCCGUGCUAUUAGAGGAAGACAGGUUCCUAAGCGGGGUUUGCGUAUACUUUCAAUGGAUGGAGGAGGCAUGAAAGGGUUGGCAACUGUAAAGAUUCUGAAAGAAAUUGAGAAGCGCACUGGAAAGAAGAUUUAUGAGCUCUUUGACCUUAUAUGUGGAACAUCUACAGGUGGUAUGCUUGCUGUUGCUCUUGGGAUAAAGUUAAUGUCCUUGGAGAAGUGUGAAGAAAUAUACAAAGAACUUGGGAAACUUGUGUUUGCUGAACCUGUUCCAAAGGAAAAUGAAGCAGUAUCAUGGAGAGAAAAGUUAGAUCAACUCUACAAGAGCUCAUCACAGAGUUUUCGUGUUGUUGUCCAUGGAUCUAAACACAGUGCAGAUCAAUUUGAGAGGCUGCUGAAGGAGAUAUGUGCUGAUGAUGAUGAUGGAGAUCUCCUAAUAGAAUCCGCAGUUAAAAAGAUCCCCAAAGUUUUUGUUGUGUCUACCCUUGUCAGCGUCGCACCAGCUCAGCCAUUUAUAUUUCGGAAUUACCAGUAUCCUGUUGGAACCCCAGAGAUUUCUUCUGCAGUUUCUGAAAACUUGACAACUGGGGGGCAAGGUGCAGCAACUACUGGAGCUCAGGUUGGACAUAAGCGCAAUGCAUUUAUUGGAAGUUGCAAGCAUCACAUAUGGCAAGCUAUAAGAGCAUCAUCUGCAGCACCAUAUUACUUAGAUGAUUACUCUGAUGGUAUAUAUCGCUGGCAAGAUGGGGCUAUUGUAGCAAAUAAUCCUACAAUCUUCGCCAUACGAGAAGCACAACUGUUGUGGCCUGAUUCUAAAAUUGAUUGCUUAGUUUCAGUUGGUUGUGGGUCUGUUCCAACAAAGGUUCGCAAGGGUGGCUGGCGUUAUUUGGACACUGGGCAAGUGUUGAUUGAAAGUGCAUGCUCUGUUGACCGUGUUGAGGAAGCUUUAAGCACAUUGCUUCCUAUGCUUCCGGAUGUACACUAUUUUCGAUUCAAUCCAGUUGAUGAACGUUGUGAUAUGGAGCUAGAUGAAACUGAUCCAGCAAUCUGGUUAAAGUUAGAGGGUGCCACAGAUGAGUACAUUCAGAAUAAUUCUAUUGCCUUCAAGAAUCUUGCUGAACGAUUGCUUGCGAGUAUUGAUGAUGACAAAUUUUCGGAUAGUCUGAAGUCUCAGCAGGCUUUUAGGGCAAAGGUAUCAAAUGAAAAUAGCCCCUCUUUGGGCUGGAGACGUGGUGUACUUCUUGUAGAAGCUUCCAAUAGUCCAGAUUCUGGAAGAGUUUUCCACCAUGCACGUGCACUUGAGACAUUUUGUGCCAGUAAUGGGAUAAGACUAUCACUUGCUAAUGGGGCAUCUGGGACCAUUAAGGCAGCUCCAGGAUCCACAUUGCCAACACCGUUUACAUCACCUUUGUUUACAGGAAGCUUCCCGUCGAGCCCCCUCAUUUACAGCCCUGAUAUUGGCCCCCAGCGGGUUGGUCGAAUUGAUUUAGUCCCACCUUUAAGUUUGGACGGGUUCCAUUCUGCAAAAUCUACUGCUUCGCCACCCGAGUCUCCACCCAAGCGCAAGCAGCUUUCCAUUCCUGUCCUAGCUUUGCAUGAGAAAAUACAAAAUUCUCCGCAGGUUGGAGUAGUUCAUUUGGCACUGCAAAAUGACACACGGGGCUCCAUUUUAAGUUGGCAGAAUGAUGUUUUUGUGGUCGCGGAACCUGGGGAAUUAGCAGAAAAGUUUCUCCAAAAUGUUAAAUAUAGCUUGUUAUCACUGAUGAAGGGUCGAAGAAGGAAGAAUGCAUCAGUCAUCACCAACAUCUCAACAGUUGCUGAUCUUGUGUCAUGCAGGCCCUACUUCCAAAUUGGUGGUGUUGUUCACAGAUAUAUAGGACGUCAAACACAGGUCAUGGAAGAUGAUCAAGAAAUUGGUGCUUACAUGUUCCGUAGAACCGUUCCUUCCAUGCACUUGACUCCAGAAGAUGUCCGUUGUAUGAUUGGAGCAUGGAGGGACAGGAUUGUAAUCUUUACAGGAAUAUAUGGACCUACACGAGCUUUGACCAAAGCAUUUCUUGAUUCAGGUGCUAAAGCUGUUGUAUGCCCUUCUUCUGAGCCUGAGGAAAUGCAAUUAACAUCAUUCUACGGGGCGGGUGAGUUUAGUAGUUAUGAGAAUGGGAAGUUUGAAAUUGGAGAGGAGGAUGGAGAAGAUGAAGAUACUGAACCCUCCAGCCCAGGAAGUGAUUGGGAAGGCAGUGAACCUGAUAGAGGUGGGGAAGAGUCAAUGUGUUUCUGGGAUGAUGAUGAGAAAGAAUUGUCUCAAUUCCUGGGCAAGUUAUAUGAUUCGCUGUUUCAGGGUGGAGGAAGAGUGGAUGUUGCUUUAAAAGAUGCUCUUGCGUUGCAUCGAAGCCUGAGAUAUUCAUGCCACCUACCGAGCAUUCUAUAGAUUUAUCCAUCUGAAUGAGGUUUUUAGAGGGGAGGUGUGCCUGUCGAUACGGCUCUGUAACAUUGUGUUGGCCUGUUGCCUGUCCAAGGUAUCUAUGCCCCACCUUUUUGUAAUACUAUGUUCUGUAAAGAUACACAGAGAAAUUGUAUGCAAAAUCAUUAGAGAGUACAGGGAUAAGGAAAACAAGAAGAGAGAAAAAGAGAAUCAUUAUCAUCAAGGGAAGAAUAAUAAGAGGAAAUAUGCAUAUUUCAGGCUUGCCAUUGUUUUACUGUGCAAUAUACUGAGGAAGUUUUUGUAAAGCUGAGUCUUGGAUAAAAUCUUUUGUUUAUCCUUAAUUUAUCAUUUAUUAAUGUCUGCAAGUUCGUUUUGA